Molecule: messenger RNA, 1295 nt
Organism: Chroicocephalus ridibundus (black-headed gull)
Lineage: Eukaryota; Metazoa; Chordata; Aves; Charadriiformes; Laridae
Gene: OSCP1
Product: organic solute carrier partner 1
Exons: 11
Coding region: 22-1191 (389 amino acids)
Biological process (GO): transport
Cellular component (GO): plasma membrane; cytoplasm
Source: RefSeq, a predicted model, not a curated record
GCGGCGGGGCCGGCGGUCGCCAUGUCGGCGCGGACGCUGCCGCUGCUGUUCCUCAACCUGGGCGGGGAGAUGCUCUACAUCCUGGACCAGCGCCUCCGCGCCCAGAGCAUCCCCGGGGAGAAGGCCCGCAAAGAUGAAUGGACAGAUGUGGACAGGAAACGAGUUAUGAAUGACAUCAUCACAACCAUGUUCAAUAAAAAAUUUAUGGAAGAGCUGUUUAAACCACAGGAACUCUACUCCAAGAAAGCUCUGCGAACGGUGUACGACCGGCUAGCGCAUGCUUCAAUCAUGAGGCUGAACCAGGCGAGCAUGGACAAGCUGUAUGACCUUAUGACUAUGGCUUUCAAAUACCAAGUGCUGCUGUGCCCUCGGCCCAAAGACAUUCUGCUGGUCACGUUCAAUCACCUGGACACCAUCAAGGAUUUCAUAUGCGAUUCCCCGGGCAUUCUGAACCAGGUGGAUGAGACUUUCCGACAGCUGAUUGAAACAUACAGCUGUCUCUCUGCUGGUGAAUUUCAGCUCAUCAGGCAAACACUCCUCAUUUUUUUUCAGGACAUGCACAUAAGGGUUUCUAUCUUUCUGAAGGAUAAGGUGCAGAACUCUAAUGGUCGCUUUGUGCUGCCAAUAUCGGGCCCUGUUCCUUGGGGUACAGAAGUUCCAGGGCUCAUCAGGGUGUUUAAUCACAAUGGAGAUGAAGUUAAAAGAACGGAGUUCACCACUGAUGGAAAUUAUGUUACUCCACAAAGGGAAGGAUCUUUUGAUCUUUAUGGAGACAGAGUCCUCAAACUUGGAACAAAUAUGUACAGCGUCAGCCGGCCAGUAGAGACACAUAUGUCAGGAUCAUCCAAAAACUUGGCAUCCCAUGCGAAGGAGAACACAGUCCCUAACCCUCUCGCUAAAGAAGAAAUGGACUUUUUGGCCAGGCUGCUGGGAGGCCUGGAGGUCAAGACACCUGGUGGCAGUGAGACGGGAUUUCGAUUGAAUUUGUUCACAACCGACGAGGAGGAAGAACACGCUGCAUUGACUAGACCAGAGGAGUUAUCUUACAAGGUUAUCAACAUAGAAGCCACGCAGGAGCCGGGGCGGCGGGCGGAGCUCUCCCGCAUCCUGGGGGAACUGGAGGUGGCGGAGCCGCGCCCGGCCAGCUCCGGGAAGGGCGAGGACCUGCUGGCGCUGAUGGACGGGCUCUGAGCGACAUUAAAGACCUGCGCACAGCCCGGCUGCGAGCGGCGACCGCACGGGGCCGGGGCCGGGGCCGGGGCUGGGGCUGGGGCCGGGGGGCGGGCGCAGUGCGC